CGCCGCCAUGUUCCGCCGGGCCGCCGCCGCCCGGCUCCUGUAGCCGCCCCCGCCCGCCCCGCCGCGCCCCGCCAGCCGCCGGCGGAGGGGCGGACGAAGGCGCUGCCGCGCCCAGCAGCCGCCGCCGGAGCCCGGCAGCGCCCAGCGAUGUCCGCCAAGGAGGGGAGCAAGGUGCUGCUGCUGACGCCUCACGCCUCCAGCGAACGCGCCGUCAAGGCUGUCCCUUUUCCACCAACGCAUCGCUUGACAUCUGAGGAAGUGUUUGACACAGAUGGAAGACCAAGGGUUGACAUUUUGAAGAACCACUUGAUAAAGGAAGGUCGAGUGGAUGAAGAAAUUGCACUUAGAAUCAUCAAUGAGGGUGCUGCAAUAUUACGGAGGGAAAAAACUAUGAUAGAAGUUGAAGCUCCAAUCACAGUGUGUGGUGAUAUUCAUGGCCAGUUCUUUGAUCUAAUGAAGCUGUUUGAAGUGGGAGGAUCACCUGCUAACACAAGAUACCUCUUCCUCGGUGACUAUGUAGACAGAGGUUAUUUUAGUAUAGAGUGUGUGCUCUACUUAUGGGUCCUGAAAAUUCUUUACCCAAGCACAUUGUUUCUUUUGAGAGGCAACCAUGAAUGCAGACACCUAACAGAGUAUUUUACCUUUAAGCAAGAAUGUAAAAUAAAGUACUCUGAAAGAGUCUAUGAUGCUUGUAUGGAAGCUUUUGAUUGUCUCCCUCUUGCUGCUCUCUUAAAUCAACAAUUUCUUUGUGUUCAUGGUGGACUUUCACCAGAAAUUAAUACACUAGAUGACAUUAGGAGAUUAGAUAGAUUCAAAGAGCCUCCAGCAUUUGGACCAAUGUGUGACUUACUGUGGUCGGAUCCUUCAGAAGAUUUUGGAAAUGAAAAUUCACCAGAGCAUUUCAGUCAUAAUACAGUCAGAGGAUGCUCAUACUUUUAUAGCUAUCCAGCAGUUUGUGAAUUUUUGCAAAAUAAUAAUUUGUUGUCAAUCAUUAGAGCACAUGAAGCACAAGAUGCAGGUUACAGAAUGUACAGGAAAAGUCAAACUACAGGGUUCCCAUCUUUAAUAACAAUUUUUUCAGCACCUAAUUACCUGGAUGUCUACAAUAAUAAAGCUGCUGUAUUAAAAUAUGAAAACAAUGUGAUGAAUAUUCGUCAGUUCAAUUGUUCUCCUCAUCCUUACUGGCUACCAAAUUUUAUGGAUGUUUUCACAUGGUCUUUGCCAUUUGUUGGAGAAAAAGUAACAGAAAUGUUGGUGAAUGUUUUGAGCAUUUGCUCUGAUGAUGAGCUGAUGACAGAGGGAGAAGAUCAAUUUGACGUAGGUACAGCUGCCGCACGGAAAGAAAUAAUCAGAAACAAAAUUCGUGCAAUUGGCAAGAUGGCAAGGGUCUUCUCUGUUCUCAGGGAGGAGAGUGAAAGUGUGCUGACACUCAAGGGUUUGACUCCCACUGGAAUGUUACCUAGUGGAGUGUUGGCUGGAGGACGACAGACCCUGCAAAGUGGAAAAGAUUGAAAACAAAGACUCCACAGCCACUGUAGAGGCAAUUGAGGCUGAAAAAGCAAUACGAGGAUUCUCUCCGCAACAUAAAAUCUGCAGUUUUGAAGAAGCAAAAGGUUUGGAUAGGAUCAAUGAGAGAAUGCCACCAAGAAAAGAUGCUCUUCAGCAAGAUGGUAUUAAUACUAUAAACACAGCAAAUGCCAAUGGAAACAAUGGAACUGGCAACAACAAUGCACAGUGACCACAUCACCUUCUGGUUUACUCACUCAUGUCCUGCCUGAGAAUUCCUAGAUAACUGCUUUUUGAUGUGACAACAAAUGAAAUAGGGGGAUCACUUAAAGUGACUACUUAACACGAGAUGGAAAACCAUCUGACUUGAUCCCACUGAAGAGAGACCAUCAUGCUUUUGAGACAACAGCCCCUCUCUUACACGGUGACCCAACCUCCUGGGAGUGUGUGCCUCACCCUUUCACACAAAGUCCAUCACUGGCUGCUGCAGCUUCAGAAGAGAUCUGGGGAAAGGAUCGGACUGUUCUCACUAAAGCACACCUAGACUAGCAUCUUAUGCUUAUGUUGUCAACACUUUUAAGUUUACAAAUGGGAUUUUUCUUUCAGUAGAGGUAGUUUGUUUGUUUGUUUGUUUUUUUAAAUCAGACUUUCAGAUACAACCCUAAGAGCUAACUAUUUAUUAAUGGACGUUGGUUUCAUGAUAUGUCUUUAAAAUUAUAGAUUAGAAUGGUCUUAAAAUAUCUGAGGCUGCAAAAACUGUAUUUUAAAUAACAGAAAAAAUGCCAAAACAUUUCAGUUGGUCAUUCUGUAAAAUGCUGACCUCAGGUUUACUCCUUUAGAUGUUGCUAAUUCUAUAUUGUAUUCCCUGUAUUUUUUAGUUACAGCUUAUCAGAAGAUUUCUAUGUAGGAAUGUUUAUUACUUGAACACAGAUUUAAAAAAAAAUAUUUAAUUUAGAAACUUUUUUGCCCAGCUUUUUCAAGACUUUUCCCCACCUUGAAUUAAAAAAAAAAAAUAUAUAUACUAAUUUUAAAAGUAAGAAAAAUAUGGAAGUGUUAAUUUUAAGGUACUUUUAAUUGAACUUUGUACAUUGUUUAAGUAAAUUUUGAUUCAUAUCAAGUCUGUAAAGCUUGGCAUUGUAUUUUGUGUAUGCAUGUUUUCAUUUUGCAAAUAUUUAAUAUAUAGACCUAUGAUGUACAUCUAUAGGUUACCUAGAUGUUAUGGGCACUUUUAGUUUAUUGUGAGUAUUACGGUUGCAUAAAUAGCUAAUAAUCACUGGGCUGAAUAGCUGCAAGCUUUUUAUUAUUUUUAAAUCUGUAAAGGAAACUGAACCUGUAUCAGACAUAUUUUUUGUUUAAGCAAAGCAGCGCGUAAGCAAUUGCUCUGUUCAACUGCUAAAGGCAUUAGUGAAAGUGUAAACUUGAGACUGCAUGUAUUUUGGUAUCUACAGGACUGCUUGGUUAAAAUAAAAAUUGAAGCCCUGUGCUAAUUUGUUCACAAAUAAUGGACUGUACUGAUUGCCAGUGUACUUUGUUAUAUAUUUUGACAUUUGAUACAUGUCCUUCUCAUCCCCUGGAACACAACUUGAAACUUAUGUCACUAGAGUUCAUCUUUUUUUUUUUUUUUUUUUUUUUUUUUUUUGUUUGUUUGUUUGCCAUAAACUACAAUCUGUACAUACCCCUAAGUUGGAAAUUUUAUGCAUGUUCCGAACUAUUCAAGUAUUUUAUAAACGGUAGCACACAAUAAAUUUUGUGCAUGGGCUGCGGCUCCUA
Molecule: messenger RNA, 3276 nt
Organism: Parus major (Great Tit)
Lineage: Eukaryota; Metazoa; Chordata; Aves; Passeriformes; Paridae
Gene: PPP3CB
Product: protein phosphatase 3 catalytic subunit beta
Exons: 15
Coding region: 148-1512 (454 amino acids)
Biological process (GO): calcineurin-mediated signaling
Cellular component (GO): calcineurin complex; cytoplasm
Molecular function (GO): calmodulin-dependent protein phosphatase activity; calmodulin binding
Source: RefSeq, a predicted model, not a curated record